Sparassis crispa is the source of this 699-nucleotide messenger RNA. RefSeq names its product Ankyrin repeat-containing protein. The transcript is spliced from 6 exons. Gene Ontology annotation, cellular component: nucleus; cytoplasm. Gene Ontology annotation, molecular function: protein binding. The record is from RefSeq and is a predicted model, not a curated record. Lineage: Eukaryota; Fungi; Basidiomycota; Agaricomycetes; Polyporales; Sparassidaceae. Gene Ontology annotation, biological process: regulation of barbed-end actin filament capping. The coding region runs from base 1 to 699 and encodes 232 amino acids.
AUGCCUGUACCGACCCGCGUCCAGCCGGAGAAGAACAUAUGGGUGGCGGCGGGAGAUGGUGACCUGGGUCGGGUCAGAGAACUGAUAGAGGGCCAAUCGUUGUCACCCAAUCUGCCUGACCCAUAUACAUACACACCGAUGCACGCUGCCGCGUCGUACGGACAAAUACACGUCCUGGAGUAUCUGAUAUCCCAAGGAGGAGACGUGAAUGUCACUGACAGUGACGGAGACACGCCAUUGUAUGUCGUGGAGAACAUCAUGACGGCAUGGUUCCUCGUAGAGAACGGCGCAACAGUCGACCACCGUAACAAUGAAGGCGCAUCGCCUGCAGAAACCCUGGCGGAAGACUUUGAGGAAGUCGCCACGUACCUCAACCGAGUAUCGUCGGCCGGAGACAAUGCAGCGCCUCCACAAGCCGUGCCUGCACAGGCCUUUAACCAACCAUCGCAACACGCGCAAAACAUUGCUUCAGAGACCUUGACGUCCUCAUUGAUGCAAUCAGUGCAGGAGAUCAUGCAACGCGCCGAGGAGGACGGUCAUGACCCCGAGGAGGAGCUGCGACAGGCCGUCGGCCGUACAGUGUUGGAAGGCGUCGUCACUGGUUAUGGCAUGACGACGGAAGGCGGUGAAGAGCGCAGAGAUGCAGGCCGUGAUGGCAUGAAUGGAGCCAAGAGGUCGAGGACAGACGGACCUGGGUAG